UACCUCCCUACUGUAUUUCGCCUUGUUCGAUUUUACUGAGGUAUAGCACAGGGUUACCAGCGAAAGCACGAGUGAUCCGUUACCGCCUCGAUGGCGCGCCGCCCAUCGUUAUGACCGCCAUGGAUGCGUCGCGUCACGCGCGAGUGCGCCUAGCGCCGCAGGACAGAUCGCAGCGAGGCGAUGGCGGCGGGGCGAGUGGUAAGGGCCGCGAGAGGGAGGGGGAGCGGGAGUCGCGCGAGUCGCGGCGGCGGCAGCUGCAGCGGUCGUUGGACGAGGCGCGGAAGCCAUUCGCGGCCGCCCUCGCCGUCGCCUGGAAAGGACCAUCGCCGUCAAUCCUUGCAUCCACGCGUCCUGCUUCAACUGCUGCUGCCACGUGGCAGGCAGCCGGUCCAUGGCAGGACACGUGGCAGUGGCAGUGGGCUUCCUGCGACACUGCCCUGCACAGUCAGCUUCUACGGCUUGCAGCGAUUGCUUGAGUUCGUGGCGACCAACGAGAUGCCUCUGUGGAGUGACGUGGCGUGCCGGCGAGCAGUGAAGGCGAGUGUGGCUGUCUGUUGAAUGGGGGUGAGGUGCAGGGCUCCUGGAUGGGUGCUGCUGGGCGAGGGGGUAGCGAGGGGGGAGUGGGGAUGGAGAGAGGUUAGGGGAAGGGCUAGUGGAUGUGAAAGGCACUUCUUGUGGCGUUCAACAACGUGCCAUUUAUAUGGGUGCAGCAGGUAGUGCAUGCAUGCAUGCCCGUCCACGUCGUCCACCCCUGUUGCCUCGGCUUGUACUGCACGCCAUUGGCUCCCUUGCCCACGUGCAUGCUAUUAUCUAACUCUCCCAAGGCGUCUUCCCUCGUUCACCUUCCCACGUGCGUUCCCUGCCGCCCACCCGUGAGGUGCGAGUCAUGAGUGCUCUCACAGGGGCAGUGCGAAGCCAUCUAUGUGCCUUGGCUUGCCUUGGGGGGGGUACACAGUGGCGGAGUGUCACAGGCGCCGCGUGCACUGCAUGCUGCCGUGGACCACCUCUUGGCUCGCUCUCCUCCUCUUCUCCACUUCGUUGCCCAUUUACCUGCCCUCCUUCGCCCGUCUUACCUUGCCUUUCACUGCAACCAAGCCCCACCCCAUGCCCUUACGCUUGCCCUUCCAUGCCCCCUUGUGCACUUUGUCCGCGCUCUCGCGCCGGUCCCCGCGGAUGAGGUGGCGUUGGGCGCCUGCACUGCCGUCGCUGCCUCCUCCUCAUCCUCCCCUUCAACCCCUCUCUCGCCCACUCACCAACGCCCCCAUACCCGCCCUCCCCUCCUCCCUCCUCGCACUCUCCCCCUCCACGAUCCACCUCCCUUCCCCUCCUUCCCCUCCCCUCUCCCUGCCGCUCGCUUCCGCCUGCCUCACCCCUGCCGUCCUCACCUCGCUGUGGCGCCUCUAUCUGUCGCCCGCCACGCCUGCGCCUGGCACCGCGUGCAGGGAUGGGGGGGAAGGGCGGAAGGCAGGGCCGCUAGGAGGGGGGGUGGUGGGGCGGGCAGCGGAGUGGCUGUGGGGGCCAGCAGGCAGGGGGGAUGGGAGGGGGGUGAUGGGGGGAGGGGGAAUGCGGGUGAGAGGGGGGGAUGGUGGUGUUGGCAGGGCAGGGAAGGACACAAGUGCCAACUGCUACCGCCAUGCUCACAGUGCCACUGCUUCUGCGCCUCUUCCUGCUGCUGCGGCUUCUCACACCGCCGCCCCACCUUCUGCAGGGAGGGAGGAUACGGGGCAGUGCGAGUCAAGAGCACACUGCAGCACGGACAAAAGCAGAGCCCUGGAUUGCAAUACAGAAAACGCCACCACCACCAGCAGCAGCAGCAGGCCUGCCUGCCAGCACAGAGCGCCCUGGGAGGCGCGGAGGCCAGCAGCGGUGGCGGCAGUGCUGCACGUGCUGCAGCUGCUCGCGCACCGCUGGCCGCCCGCCCUCUCAGAGAUCACGAGAGAGCUCCUCCCGCUGCAGCGGUGGCCUUUUGGCUGGCAGUCAAGAGAGUGCAGGUGGGGGGGGAGGAGCGACUGGAGGGCACACAGUGGAGAGGGUGUGGCGCAUGGCACAGGUGGUGGGCGUGGCAGCGGCGAGCGGCGGCCACGCGGAUGAUGGUGCGGUGGCGGAAGCAGCAUUGAGCCUUCUCAACGUCAUGGCACAGGACUCCUCGGUGUGCCACAUGCUGCUGCGGCCGCCUCUUGACCUCCUCCCAGCUCUCGCCCGCCAUCUCACGCCCUCCCCAUCUUCCCGCUCCUCCUCAUUCUCCUCCCCCUCCUGCACCUUCCUCAUCGCCUGUCCCGCGUGCUGCCAAGCCGCCCUCGCCCUCGUGCGAGCACUUGCGAGCCACCCGUCCUUCGCUGCUGCCUGCCGUCAUGCAUCUCCCUCCCCCACUGCUGCUGCCACUGCCACGACUGCGUCGCCCCUCACAUCCCUCCUCGCCUUCUCCCUGCGAGCAGCCCUCGAACGCCUCCCCCUCCCUCCCUGCCACUGCUCCCACCCUCCUUCGCUCCGCCUCAUCUCAUCUGCCUCUUUCCCUGCCAGCUCAGCGCACGAUGACUCAGCAGCCAGCCAUGUGGCAGCAGCUGGCUGGCAGACUGCAGCAAGUGUCUUGCGCUGGCCGGGCACCCAUCAUGACCCGGCCGUGCUGUGGGCGGUGCACUUGUCUGCAUCUGCGUUGAUGCAUGCCCUGUUGGGCAGCGAGGUGGAAGGAGAGUCAGAAUGUGGAGAGGCGAGCAGCGGAGGGGCGGUG
Closterium sp. NIES-67 is the source of this 2728-nucleotide messenger RNA. The record is from the annotation of a GenBank genome assembly. Lineage: Eukaryota; Viridiplantae; Streptophyta; Zygnematophyceae; Desmidiales; Closteriaceae.